Messenger RNA from Acyrthosiphon pisum (pea aphid), 1434 nucleotides. Its product is annotated as zinc finger MYM-type protein 1-like. The transcript has 9 exons. NCBI's taxonomy places the organism in Eukaryota, Metazoa, Arthropoda, Insecta, Hemiptera, Aphididae. Bases 1 to 1434 code for a protein of 477 amino acids. The record is from RefSeq and is a predicted model, not a curated record.
AUGACUGAAGACCGGUUAUCAAAUUUGGCCAUAUUGAGCAUAGAAAUCAACAUAGAUCAAACCGUUGAUUUUGAUGACGUAAAAAGUAGGGAUUAUCCAAAAACAAUAUUUGGUAAACAGAAUAGAUCAUUUUCGUCCAAUUUUUUUAAGUUAUAUACUUGGUUGGAAUACAGUGUCAAACGAGAUGCUGUAUAUUGCUUUUGUUGUCGAUUAUUUGGAAAAAACAAUGAUGAUAUUUUCACAAAAAUAGGAUUUAAAAACUGGAAAAAAAUAAGUGGUUCUAAUAGUAAACAGUCCAAGCUUGCUAGUCAUGCACUAACUAAAGAGCAUCUUACUAAUUUAUCAAAAAUGACUGGAUAUUAUUCAACUAAAAGUACAGGAAGAAAUUUUCAAGAGAUGUGUUCAUUCUUUAGUAAAUAUGACUCUGAAUUUAAUCGAAUGUUUACCUUAUGUUCUCAAAAUGUCAAAGAUACAAUAUUUUCUGAAAUUAAGGAAACUGGAUUUUUUUCAAUCAUGUGUGAUGAUGCCAGGUGUCACAAAGAGGAACAAAUGUCUAUUUGUGUACGGUAUACAAAAAAAUUUGAAGUGUUUGAGAGGUUUUUAGGAUUUAUAGAUGUUUCCCAAAAACAAGAUGCUGAGUCAGCAAUAUCAGCUAUUUUAAACUUCCUUGAGCAAUCAAAUAUCCAAAAUGUUCCAAUUGUAGCCCAGUCGUAUGACGGAGCAGCUGUUAUGUCUGGUAAAAGAGCAGGAGUGCAAACUAAAUUAAAAGAAUAUUACCCAAGUGCCAUCUAUGUUCAUUGUAUGGCUCAUAGAGUUAAUUUAGUUGUCAUAGACAUAUCAUUAUAUGUACAUUUUUCUCGGCCAUCAACUAAUUUUAAAUUGAAAGAAAUGCAAAAUAAACUCAAUAUUAAAACCACCACAUUAAUGGCCAUAAGUGAUACACGUUGGGUAUGUAGAAUACAGAACUGUGAUGCAGUUUAUAACAAUUUUGAAGUACUUAUUGAAGUUUUAAACGAUGAAGUUGAUUUAAACAAAGACAUGGAUGUAGCUCAGGCUAUAGGCUUAUUAAGUUCUAUUCAAAAAGCAUCAUUUAUAAUUUAUUUAAUUAUACUUCAGGAUGUACUUAAAGUUAUAAAUAUUCUGAGUAACCAGUUACAAAAAAAAACUUCCACAUUAGGUGAAGCGGCUAAUAUUAUUUUUGGAGUUAUUCAAACAUUUGAAAAUUAUAGAAGCUCCAAUAAGUUUUCUGAAAUAUGGUCUAAAAUAACAAAUUUUGCUGAAAAACAUAAUAUACCAAUUGAAACACCUUCUAGAGGUUCUAAUUCUAAGUGUAAAAGAAAAGAAAGCACAUAUUUAAGAGAUUAUUGUACCUCUACUACUACUGGGAAUGAAUACUCAGAAUUUGAUGAGUCUUCUUUAAAUAUAUCGGAUUAA